This is a messenger RNA of Neocloeon triangulifer, 3601 nucleotides long. Its product is annotated as nuclear pore complex protein DDB_G0274915. The record is from RefSeq and is a predicted model, not a curated record. Bases 198 to 3404 code for a protein of 1068 amino acids. The transcript is spliced from 8 exons. NCBI's taxonomy places the organism in Eukaryota, Metazoa, Arthropoda, Insecta, Ephemeroptera, Baetidae.
CUUUGUUGAAAAAAGUAGCAUUUGGCCCCUCCCCCUCCACAUUUUCACAAAACUGUGUUAAACGGAUUCGUCACACCGCAACGAUCUUCGUGUGAAAUUCAAUUUUUAGAAGAAUUUACCAACAUAUCGGCAUGUAAGGCUGUAAACUGAUUAAGUGUGCGACUGCAGACUUCGGAAAUUCGGCCUUCUGAGGCAAAAUGAUUGAGCAGCUGCGGCGACCGCGAAAUGCCGCCGUGCUCGCACUCGUGUUGGGAGUUGUCUUCAACUACCUGCUGAACUCUCUUUUCAUCUUUAUCUACCUUUUCCUGCUCGCCGCGAGCUUCGGCUUGACGGUGUGCAUGAAAAGGUUCGGCAUCGCCAGGGAGCAGAUUUUCGACCUGCUGCACCUGCCGGCCAACUGCCGCGAAUUCAUCAACGGCCUUCUGCCUGCCCGAGAUGAGACCCGCCACUUCGGUAAGAAGUUGCAUCGAGAGAUCCCCGAGAGCUUCAGGUUUGUCGGAGCCGACUUAUUCCACGAGAAUAAAGACGAGGAGGAACCGCGAAGGGUGGAACAGCAACAACUGUCACCGGCCUCCACCAGGCAACGGACGCGGAUUGUCCGCACAGUCCAGUCAUCGCCAGGUCCAGCCUUGUCGUCUACCAGAUUCAGGAGCAAUCUCGACUUUAGUCUGAAUGCUGAAGUGAAUAGCCCUGGCUUUGCAAAUCGCAUUGUCAGCUACCACCACCAGGAAAGCCCCUCUCAGGACAAUCCGAGCUCACCAAGACCGCAGAUUGGGGAGUUCCAAAAUAUAAAAUUAAACCAGGAGGCCACACCAGUCAGGCGGGUCAAUUUGUCAUCGCAAGUGGGACUUCCUCUAAUUAUUACUUCUCCCAUGGCACCACCCAACAUCUACAACCAGUGUUUGCCACCUGAAGAUAAGCCAAGCUCAAUGGAGCCUGCUCCGUCAGUUUUGGAAGCGCUGAAAGAGAUUUCCAGGAAGAGAAUCUCCAGUGAGGACAACAGACCACAGGCUGGAAUGAAGCGGUACAAAAAUGAUCUUAUUAACGCUGCGGCAGAAUUCCCAGCCAUCAUAAAAGAAACAGUUUCGUCUCCUUCGAGAGUGAUUAGCAAGAGGUCUAGAGAAGUUGUUGACGUUUCUCCAGAGACAAAUCAGCCCACAAAGCAGGCAAAAUUCUCAAAGUGCAACGAGAUUGAAGCAUCACUGAGCUCUACCAAAAUGUACCAAAAGCAGAGAGCUGAAGCUAAGAAAAAGCGAGCAGCUGAAACAACUCUGCAAGAGCCAGAAACAAAGACGGUUAGAACUGAAGAACCAGUGGUUCAGAAAACUCCAGAGGUGGUUAUUGUCCACGAAGAGCGCAGAGCUCCACUGUCUCUUUUUGGAACGCAGUCCCCACAAAAAGCUUCACCUGUCAAGCCAGCCAAGAGGAAAGCGGCAUUGGAAGAAAUUUACUCGCCCAUUAGAUUGGAGGAUAAACCUAAGACGUCCAAGCAGUUGUCCCUCAAAGAGCUCAGGGAGAAAAAGCUUCAGAGUCUUCUGGUCGAGUUGGAAGACGCUAAGGAGCAACCAGAUAUUGUGGAGGUGAGCAAACCAGAGGAGACGAGCACCCCUGCAUUCCUGAGCAGCCCAGUGGCCAUCAUGACCUCUGACACAACUGUAACCACAUCAAUUCAAGGCCCUGUUGUCUCUUCCACUUCGCCAACAAUCACCCAGGACGCUUCCUCCAUCUUUGCAACACCCAAGGCAACUGUGACUCCCUUGGUGCCGUCAACUCAAACAACAAAUCUGCCCACAAUGAGUGCCCCGUCAUUUUCGUUUGGAUCAACUUCGAGCACCACAGCCAGCCCGGCCGUCGCCACAUUUGGUGUGACCGUACCUCCAAAAUCAGACACCCCCACCACCAUUUCUGCCGCCACUUCAUCCUUUGCAUUUGGAGGUCAAACUGCUCAGCCUGCUGCAACCACCACAGCUGCAAGUUCCACAGCUCUGGCAACACCUUCCUUCAAUUUUGGAAGCUCUCAGAGUUCUGCAACUCCACCCAACCCAACAGCCUUGACGUUUGGCAAGAGUGUCAGCACCCCAGCUACAACCAUAGCUGCGAAGCCUUCCUUCACCAUUGUUUCGAAUGCCUCACCUCUUGCUCUCGGCAAGCAAACAACUCCUGCUGCGUCUUUCAACUUCGGGUCAGUUGCAGCCAACACCGCAAAAUCCACCACAACUGCCACUGGUUUCAGUUUUGGCAACACCACCAAUGCAUCUGCAGCCCCAUCUCCUUUUGGAGCGACCGUAACUUCGGCAUUUGCUCCUGUGACAACAACAAGCACUACUCCGAGCUUUGGAACCCCAACAACCUGCACCACUUCCAUCUUUGGCACAGGCACUGGCCCAACAUUUGCCAGUGGCCAAUCUCUGACCUUUGGCACGAGCACAGCCACAACCUUUGGCACACCCACUUCAAAACCCCCACCUCCAUUUGGGUCUCAGACCUUGUUUGGCAGCACUGCGACUACCUCUACUCCUUUCGGAGCCACGUCAGUCCCCUCAGCUGUGGAAACGCCUUCCUUUGGAGUGGCAAAGACAACCGCAUCCUUUGGAAGUGGAACCUCAACCUUUGGCACCUCUGGCACUACCAGUGGAAAUACCGCACCUCCUCCAGCCUACAAUGCUUUUGGCACGGAAAAGUCGGCUGGCCUCAACUUCAAUUUCAGCAGCACCACGUCAGCAACCCCUGCUGCCAAUUUUGGCACCGCAACUACCACUCCAGCCUUUGGAAAUCCAACAGAACAGGCCAAGACGGCUUCCUCCGGCUUUGGGAACUUCAGCGCCAACCCCACAACAACAACAACCCCCUUUGGAGUUACAAAUUCGUCCGCGGCGCCCUCGCCCUUUGGCUUCAACACGGGUGCCGCGACCACUACCAAUCAGCCCAUGUUCAACAGCCCCUUCAAGGCGGCCACCACUUCGGCCUCUUCUCUUUUCGGCACUUCUUCUUUCAGCAAGGCCGAGCUGGCCCCUCUGCCGACCAACUUCAAAUUCGGAGACAAGACUGACACCUCCCCAAAAGUGGCGGCCAACAUUUUUGGCGUCCCCUCUGUGCAGAAUCCCUUCGGCGGCGCCAGCAGUGGUGGUAGCGGAAGUGGAUUUGGUUUCAACCAGGCGGCCGCCAACCCUGGCCAGCAGUCCCAGACGGGCUUCAACUUUUCGGCCGCUGCUGCCCCACAACAGCAGGGAGCUUUUGGGUUCGGUGCCCCCUCUAAUCAGCCCCAACAACAACAGCAGCAGCAGUUUGGGUUUGCGGCCAGUCAGCCUCAACAGUUCCAAGCUACCCAGCAGACUGGCACAGGAGGGUUCAGCAUCGGCACGAGCAGUGCUCGUCGGCAGCUGCAGGCGCGCCGGAGAAGAUGAAAAAUGAACUAGAACAAACUCCAAGAAGUGCCACUUACGUUCGACUAUCAUUUGUGUACAAAGUGCUUCGCAAAGAUAAAAGCCUUAUUUUCUUUUCACGUCGUGGUUUUAACCCUUCAGAACUAAUAAAAACCCUGUAUUAUAAAUUAUACUUUUCACGAAAUAAAAACUUUAAUUUCUUGGAAUUUUUUGUAAAA